Messenger RNA from Entrophospora candida, 171 nucleotides. Lineage: Eukaryota; Fungi; Glomeromycota; Glomeromycetes; Entrophosporales; Entrophosporaceae. The record is from the annotation of a GenBank genome assembly.
AUGUUGCAAAAUUUAAUAAGUAACAAUAGCAGAGCUAGUGUCAGAGACACAUAUUUUUGGUUUACAUGGGAAUCUGGUACAAAAAAAAGAUACCAGCCCUCAAGGGGUAUCGAAAUAAAGUCUAAAGUACUAGCCCUCAAGGAAUACUUUAGGUGGUUUUAUUUUAAAUAG